AUUUAUUUGGCUGAUAUAUAUUUAUAACAGAUAUUUGUUAAGAUAUAAUAAAUGAUGUAUACAUGAUCCAAGAAAUGAUACUUUGAUAACAUCCUAACAAGAGUGACUGAAACACGGAUUUAGGCUCGUCUGAGUGUGUUAUAAAGCCAAAAUUUGAAAAAUGAUGUAUUUGUAUUAAUUUAAGCAUAUUUUGUAUCUAAAGUUUUGAUAUAUUUAUGUUAAAAUAAUUUUAUUAUCAUAAUAUGAGUAAUUACUUAAGGACUGUAAUUUUUAAAAAGGUUAUAAAAUCAUUACAAAAUAUAGACAAUGUUCAUCGAGAAAAAAUUAUGUCUAAUUUGCACGUAAAAUAUAAUCAGACAUGUGGUACAUACUCUUUCAUGCUUCCUUCAAAAUCGAAAGAUUAUGACAUAACAAAUGAAAUUAAAAAUCUUGAAAGAAAUGAUUUAAAUGAUACUUUUGAUAAUGUUACAAUAAAUAAUAAUACUAUAAAUUUUGAAGUAUCAAGAGAUAAAUAUUUGAAAACUGUUUUAGAAAAUAAUAUUUCUGGUGUAGAACCUCCAUUACUUGUAAACAAUGGUAAAAAUGUUAUCGUAGAAUUUAGUUCUCCAAACAUUGCGAAACCAUUUCAUUUUGGGCAUUUGCGUUCUACGAUUAUAGGAAAUUGUAUAGCCAAUAUAAAUGCUUUUUUACAAAAUAAUGUAGAGAGAAUAAAUUACCUGGGAGAUUGGGGUACACAAUUUGGUUUUAUUCAAUUAGGAAUUGAAAUGACAAAUACUAAUGAUGCAAAACUACAAGAGAAUCCUAUUAAAACUUUAUACGAAGUAUAUGUUACUGCUCAUAAAUCAGCUGAAAGUGAUCCAAAUCUGAGUGAGCGUGCCAAAGAAAUAUUUAAACGAUUAGAAUUUGGAGACAGCACAAUAUUAAACAAUUGGCAAACAAUUAGAAACUACACUGUUUUGGAAUUGGAAAAAGUCUAUAAAAGACUAGGUGUUAUUUUUGAUAAGUAUGAAUGGGAAUCUAUGUAUACUGCAAAAGAGAUAGAUAAAGUACUUAAUUUGAUAAAAGAAAAACAACUAUUAACAGUAGAUGAUAAAAACAGAAAGGUAAUAUCCAUAACUAAAGAAAAAGUUAUUCCAAUUCUUAAAAGUGAUGGUACAUCAUUAUAUAUAACUCGAGAUAUUGCUGCUGCUAUUGCUAGGUUUGAAAGAAACAAAUUUGAUAAUAUGUAUUAUGUUGUGGAUCACAGUCAAAGAGAUCAUUUCAUUGGUUUGGUUGAAAUUUUAAAUAAAAUGCAAUUACCCUGGGUAAAUAGGUUACAGCAUAUUCAAUAUGGUAGAAUACACGGUAUGAGUACAAGAAAAGGAACAGCAAUAUUUUUAGAAGAUAUUUUAAAUGAAGCAAAAGAAAUUAUGAGAUUAAAGCAAAUAAAUACAAAGACAACUAAGGUAUCAUUAGAUAAUCUUGAACCAACUGCUGAUAUUUUGGGCAUUUCUGGCGUGAUUGUUCAGGAUUUAAAGCAGAACAGAAUGAACAAUUACAAAUUUGAUUGGAAUUCUAUACACAAUAUGAAAGGUGAUUGUGGAAUAAAAUUGCAAUAUGCUCAUUGCCGGUUAUGUAGUUUAGAACGUCAAUCUAACGCUACAUUAGUAACAGAAUGUGAUCCAAGUUCUUUACGAGAACCAGAAGUUGAUAAUUUGAUUACAUUAAUCAGUCAGUUUGAUGAAGUAGUACUUAAAUCAUAUCAAGAAUUAGAACCAUGCAUAUUAACAGUAUAUCUUUUUCACUUAUGCAAAGCUAUCAAUGUAGCUUUUCGUGAAUUGAGAGUGAAAGACGAAUCACAUGAUGUAGGAAAUCAAAGAUUAUUACUUUUUCAUGUAGCAAAAGUUACCCUAGCACAAGGUAUGAGAUUACUUGGUUUAACACCUUUGGAGGAAAUGUAAACGAUUGAAGUAUUAAUAAUACAUUUUAUAUUUCAUACAUUUAUGUAAUGCUUAUAACUUGUUUAAAAUAAUAUUGUACAGU
Molecule: messenger RNA, 2022 nt
Organism: Megachile rotundata (alfalfa leafcutting bee)
Lineage: Eukaryota; Metazoa; Arthropoda; Insecta; Hymenoptera; Megachilidae
Gene: ArgRS-m
Product: arginyl-tRNA synthetase, mitochondrial
Biological process (GO): arginyl-tRNA aminoacylation; mitochondrial translation
Cellular component (GO): mitochondrion
Molecular function (GO): arginine-tRNA ligase activity; ATP binding
Source: RefSeq, a predicted model, not a curated record